Molecule: messenger RNA, 1950 nt
Organism: Trichobilharzia szidati
Lineage: Eukaryota; Metazoa; Platyhelminthes; Trematoda; Strigeidida; Schistosomatidae
Source: the annotation of a GenBank genome assembly
GAACCUCAGAUCUGUGACCGUUUGGAAACAAGUGAACGUCAUAGAAACUUGGGGUUUUGAAAGCUUGUGAUUAAUGUAUUGGAUAUUGAAUGCUAGGGCAUUUCAAUUGUUGCUAGGACCUCGCUACGUAGUGUUUAAAUUAUUAUUCAGCGGUCAUAAUAAGCGCCACAGUUGUUCGUAUGCUACCUUAUCGCGGAGCAAGACUCAAGUCUGCUAUUUAGUUUCUUUGGAUUUCACCUAGACAGGUCAUUUGUUGCUCAGGAUCGGAAUUACGAUUUUGCCUCUGCUGCUUUUAAAAUUAAGAAUCAUAUUUUCAUCUGAACAUUAGUUCAGGUCUGAUAAAAGUUUCAACUCGAAAGUACCAUUUAAUUUUCGGGUGUUCCUCUUUGGAAACAUCUAAAAUAAUAUUGAAGAAGUUCUCUUUUCUCGAUGCACCUAUCUUCAAACGGGAAUUUUUAUUUUUGAACUCACUUGUGAAUUGUAUUUACAUUGAAAUUUUCAUUCAUGGGUUAAUUUGAACCGAUGACUUCUAAUAAGCCCUUUGAAAAGGCAAAGGUAGCACGGGCACCACUUGUCUAUAGGGCACAUGUCUACAAUCCAUAUGUCAAAAAUAUCCUUAUUGGAGGUGGUUUGAUGGUAUUAGGAGAGAUUUGUGCACAAUCUAUCAAAAUGGUUUAUGCUUCUUCAGAACCUAAUGAGCAUAAAACCGCUAGUUCUAGUGAUAAGGAUUUUGUUAUGGAGGCGAAAAAAGUGAGGAAGUCCUGGCUGGAGAUUGUUCGCAGUUAUGAUCCAAAGAUGAUUGCUAGACAAGGUGCUAUCGGUUCAUUUCAAGGGUUGUAUCAAUACAUUUACUACAGCUGGUUGGAUAAAGUGCUUGUCGGUGCUUCAUUGUCAGUAGUAGUGAAAAAAGUGUUAUUGGAUGAAUUAUUUUUAGGUCCCAUAAGCUUGGUGAUAUUUUUUACGUAUAACGGCUUCUGUGAUACAUUUACAGUGGCUGGUGCUAUGGAUCGGUGCUAUCAUUCAUUUAUUCCUGGUUAUCUAUCAGAUCUAGCUUUUUGGCCGCUUUUACAAAGUAUCAAUUUCGCUUUUGUACCCACUGCUUAUCGUGUCCUGUAUGUGGCAUUUUUUACCAGUAUCUGGAAUACUUAUUUAUGCUUUUUCAAUGCUCGAAUGAGCGCCAACGCUUCUCAACAUAAUGAAGACAAAGAGGAGAACAGUCAACUUCAGAAGAUUAAAUAACACUACUAUUGGCAACUUUUCGCUUCUGAAUAUUUCACGUCCAUAACCUGAAUAUUAAACAUUUAGUCAGAUUAUUAUUAUUGUCAUUGCUAUCACUUCUCAGAUAGAAUACGCCAGGACAUUUUAUUCACUUCCCCUAGAACACAAUUCAGAGAGAAGAGAACUCUUCAAAAAUAAUCAUUUUUGUGAAAGGAAAUUAUAUUUCUCCAUAAUCAUCUUGUUUCGUCAUUUCGAUAUCAUCUUUGUUAUUUCAUCUUUGUUGUUGUUCUCAAACCUCAUGUAUUUUAAAAUUUGAUGCUCGCAAUGCUAAAAGAUUCUUUGGUCUUCAUUCUUUUCUUUUUUUUCUCGUUUCGAGAGCAUCACAAGCAUGUGCAUUCGAAAAACAAAGAACAUUUUCAUUAAUAUUCACUCAUAUCAUUCUUCUUCUAGUGUAAAAACAUUUCAGUAAUUCACAAUCUCUUAUUAUUAUUAUUGUUAUUUUCUCUCUUUUUCUAAUUACACUAUCAUCUCCUACUUGUGCACCAGUAAUAAAAGAAAUACAUAAUCUGUUGUAUAUUUUAAAGAGGAAAUAAUGAUUAAUCUUUAUUUAUUUAUUUAUUAUAUUCAGGCUUGUAACAGUGUAGAUUGUUUAUCUAUAUAAAUUAAGUGAGAAGUUCUUCGCCCCGCCCCCUCCCUCCCCGCUCAUUUAAAUGGUAAUAUCAUUGAGACACC